CAAUUGCAACGGAGGAGCGAAGUGAACCAGCCGCAGCCGCCCACUGCAAUUGAACGGUGCCUGCGUGCAUGGUGUGGACUUGCUGUUUUCUUUGGUAAUACAAAUCUUCUGUUCACCAAACCUUUGUGGCUGUGAGGCUGUGGACGUUGCUUGCCCGCAUCUGUGAGCGUAAGUUACAGUGAGCGAGAGAGAAGCUGGAGAUGGUGAGAGAGGUUUUGGUGGCUUGCAGCGAUAGGAGCAUGAGUUUAGGAAUAACCGUGUGGGACAUGAAUACUGGUGAUCGGCUACUCCACAUACCCACUUGUGCUUCUCCUUUUCAUGGACUGCUUUGCUUGAGGAACCAGUUUCUUGUGGCCUCUCAAGCGCAUAAACAUGGGUCUUUUGGUGGUGGUGCCAUUUUCCUCUGGCCCUUGAACAAGCCUCAAUCUCCUCUCCGAAGUUAUCCUAUAGAGGCCAUUGGGCCAAUUUCCUCCACGAAGGAUGGGCUUUAUCUUGUUGGCGGAGCUCUUUCUGGAAAUGCGUAUGUUUGGGAGAUUAUGAGUGGAAGACUGCUAAAGACUUGGCGUGCUCAUCCGAAAGCUUUGAACUGUCUGGCCUUUUCUGGUGAUGAUUCUCUUCUUAUUUCUGGUUCUUGUGAUGGUGUGAUCCGUAUAUGGUCUAUGAUCAGUUUGCUGGACGUGACAGAUAGUGGAAGCUUGCCUUCUUUUAUCCAUUGCUGGUCUGAGCACCACUCCUCCAUAACUGGUUUUUUAACUACAGGCAGCUCAAGCUCAGUUUUGGUAUCGAGCUCUAUGGAUGGCACAUGCAAGGUCUGGGACUUGAUCUCAGGAAGGCUUUGUCAUACGCAAGCUUUUCCAACAUCUGUGACUGCAAUUGCUCUUGAUUCUGAAAAGCAGAUAUUGUUUUCUGGAAUUGCAGAUGGUAGGAUAUUUGUCAACAUACUCAAUGUUGGACUUGGACUUGAAAACUCUGCUGUCAUUUCAGAAGGCCCCUCAAUGGUGCUAAGAGGACACAAGGGAUCCAUAACCGCAUUGACCUUCAGUUUUAGUGGAUCAUUGUUGAUAUCUGCAUCAGAGGACUGUACUGUCUGCCUUUGGGAUGUCUCGGAUUGGGUAAUCACUCGAAGAUUCAACUAUCAGAAAGGGCGGAUAACUAAUCUAGUGGUGAUCCCCCAGUCAUCAUUGGUUUCUGUUGUGGAAAACCAUCAGAGAGUUUGUUAUGGGCUUCGUGUUCCUGUGCUGGACAAGUAUCCUCAGCCAGUAAACAGCUCCAGUGGAACCGUCACUCUGCUACCCACAUAUUGUUCAAUUGAAGAUGGUAACAUGACAACUUUUCGAAGUACUCAUUCUCUUAACCAGCAGAUCCUUGACUUGGAGCAAGGGCGAACACCUGAAGCACUACAAAUGAAGGUGGAGAUGAGUGUUGAGAACCGAAUGUGGGCAACGAGAAUGGCGAAACACGUGACAGAGAUGAACAGGCACUUGCAGUCACGUUUAUUAGACUUGGUACAAUACAGGUUAUCAUUAUCUUCAGAUCCUGAUUUUUCUACAACCGAAAGGAGAAAGAAGCUCAAGCUUACAGUCCACAAUCACCUGAGGAGGAACAAUUAAUCACUUGAGCCAAUCCCAUGAUGAGGACAAAAUAACGGUUGAAUGAAAAAGCUCAAUGAUGGGAAGGACAAAACAACAUGGAUAAAUAUAUGGUCAUUAUCAGGACAAUAGGAAUUACUACAGGGAAAGGCCAAAAGGGCAUUAGGAAUUUCUUGUUCUGUUUUGUUGUAUUGUGAUUCCCAGAGAAAGCUAGCUCCAAACAUCUGCCAUUAAAGAGCUCUUGAGAAAAAUAUUUCUUGAUUUAGCUUGGAAGAUAUGCAGUUCUAAAGUGAGGUUUCCUUAGCUCCUUCAGAUAUCACCAUGAAAACUUCAGCAGAAUUGUGCUAUCAAAUUCAAAACAUCCAAAGAAUGGCCACCAGUAAAAUUCCAAGUAGCAAC
Messenger RNA from Nelumbo nucifera (sacred lotus), 1988 nucleotides. Its product is annotated as protein ROOT INITIATION DEFECTIVE 3-like. NCBI's taxonomy places the organism in Eukaryota, Viridiplantae, Streptophyta, Magnoliopsida, Proteales, Nelumbonaceae. Gene Ontology annotation, biological process: rRNA processing; DNA-templated DNA replication. Gene Ontology annotation, molecular function: protein binding. The record is from RefSeq and is a predicted model, not a curated record. Gene Ontology annotation, cellular component: rixosome complex; nuclear pre-replicative complex.